AUGACGGGGCGGAAGGUGACGCAGACGCCGCCCGCCGCGUCGCGCCCCGCCAACGCGUCCGUGGACUGGGAGCCCGUGCGGGACGGCUUCCAGGUGCGGCUCAGGAGCAAGGCGGGACACUUCCUCCGCGCCAACGGCGGGCUCCCGCCCUGGAGGAACUCCGUCACGCACGACGUGCCACACCGCAGCGCCACGCAGGACUGGGUGCUCUGGGACGUCGAGAUCGUGCAGCUCCUCACGCCAGCGCCGCCCGAGCGCACAGGCUCCGCUCCCGUCGCUAAGUUGCCGGACUCGCCGCCCGCGCCGGAGCUCAGCAAGCCGCCGCCGCAGACGCACGCGCCGCACCACCGCCCGUCCAAGUCCUACGCCGCGCCACCGCCACCGCCCACGCUGGAGCCCGAGGCGGCGGCGCCGCCGCCGCCCAAGCUCUCCAAGCUCGAGUCCUCUCUUUCUUUCCACGCUCCCUUGCACAAGGUUGAGGGACGUGCCAUCCAUUACCACAUUGCAGACGAUCUGGGCAAUGUGGAUGACGGCACAGUUGGACACUCCUUUACAUUCAAUGGCAGCAACUUGGAGGAGCUCGCCCACAAGUUGCAAGAGGAGACGGGCCUGGAAGACAUCAUCAUAUGCACACGCAGUCCUAUCAAUGGGAAGCUCACUCCUCUCCGUCUGCAGCUGCCACCGAACAAUGCAGCAAUGCAUAUCGUGCUCGUCCAGGAGUCCUCAAAAGUGUACAGCUGCUUGUUAGAACCCUUCACCAGUUUGUGA
Messenger RNA from Miscanthus lutarioriparius, 768 nucleotides. The record is from the annotation of a GenBank genome assembly. NCBI's taxonomy places the organism in Eukaryota, Viridiplantae, Streptophyta, Magnoliopsida, Poales, Poaceae.